Molecule: messenger RNA, 765 nt
Organism: Venturia canescens
Lineage: Eukaryota; Metazoa; Arthropoda; Insecta; Hymenoptera; Ichneumonidae
Product: secreted RxLR effector protein 161-like
Exons: 1
Coding region: 1-765 (254 amino acids)
Source: RefSeq, a predicted model, not a curated record
AUGCAAGAAUGUAAACCGAAUUCAGUACCAGCGGAUCCUAAUGCUCCUCUUUCUAAUGAGCAGAGUCCUGUAAAUGACGAAGAAAAAGUCAGUAUGCAAGAAAUGCCAUACAGAGAAGCGGUUGGUUGUCUUAUGUUCGCUGCAAUUCUAACACGACCGGAUAUUAUGUACGCGGUGAGUCAAGUUAGUCGAUUCCUCAAUAAUCCUGGAAAAGAACAUUGGAAAGCGGUGAAACGAAUCCUAAGGUACAUUCAAGGAACCAAAUAUAUGGGAAUUAAAUACAGUGGGAGUCAUAUAGAUUUUACUGCUUAUUCCGAUGCUGAUUUUGCGGGUGAUGUGGAUACAAGGCGAUCAACGACCGGCUAUAUAACUCUAAUGGCGGGAGGUCCCGUAAUAUGGUCAUCGCAUCGACAAAAAUGUAUAUCGCGUUCAACGACUGAAGCGGAAUAUGUAGCAGCUUCAGAUGCUUCUCAAGAAGUGACUUGGCUCCGAAUUCUACUCCAAGAACUUUGUGUUGAUUUGAAGAAUCCAACACCUCUUCACAUGGACAACCAAAGUGCUAUUCGCUUAACAAAAAAUACGGAGCAUCAUAAGAAAACUAAACACAUCGACAUCAAAUAUCAUUAUAUUCGGGAAUGUGUUGAACACGGUGCAAUAAAAAUCAUCUAUGUUUGCACAGAAGAGCAAUUGGCUGACAUUUUGACAAAAGCGGUGCCUCGUGAUAAAUUUUUAAUAAAUCGAACGUCACUUUCAAUUCAUCAGUAA